AUGUGUAUAAGAGACAGCCUUAUUUUUUGCGAAUAUAAUUCCGAAUAUGGGUAUUCUAGCAUAUGGACGCUUCCUGUUCCAAAUAUUGAGGACGCAGAAAGUGACCCUGUACAUGUAUUUGAUGUGCAUACAAUUAGUGAUAUUGAUAGUAACGGAUCUCAUAUCUAUGCUGUUUCAAAUGGAAGAGUCUACGAUAUUAACUUGUCCACAGGAAUGACUAUAGAGAUGACCUACGACUUUUACAUUCGUUCACUCCUCAUAGUGCCAGGAAUAUCAGAAAUUCCUCUCGGAGUUUCUUUAAUCAGCCCAAUGCCCACACCAGAAAUUGCAUCGGAUGAAGUGAAUUCUAUUGACCCACGCUUACCUGAUGUUGCAGCCGAUGUUACUACUGCUCACUCCCGUGAAUUGCCUUUAGUGAGUUCUAUAUUUCCACGUUCACCUGUCAGUGCGACCGAUGAUUUGACUGUUAGAGUAACAGCGACGACAAGAACAAGAGACCCUCUUUCCAGUGAAUUGUCUUCAGUCGCUGUUUCGUCAACGCCAGAAUUUCCAUCUGAAGAAUUGAGUUCUAUUGAUCCGCGUUUAUCUGACAGUGCAGCCAAUGGUUUGCCAGUUACAGUAACAACGACAACAAGAACAAGAGACUCCCUUUCCAGUGAAUUGUCUUCAUCAACACCUGAAUUUCCAUCUGAAGAAGUGAGUUUUAUUAAUCCGCAUUCAUCUGACAGUGCAGCCGAUGUUUCGUCAGCUAGAGUAACAACAGCAAUCCCAACAACAGAUCCUCAUUCCAGUGAAUUGUCUUCAAUCGCUGUUUCAUCGACACCUGAGUUUCCACCUCACGAAGUGAGUUCAAUUGGUCCACGUUCAACAGAUAGUGCCACCAACGCUUCGUCAGCUGGAGUAACUAGGACGAUAGGAACAACAGACCCUACCCCCAGUGAAUUGUCUUCAAUCGCUGUUUCAUCGACACCUGACUUUAUAUCUGACGUAGUGAAUAAUACUGAUCCACGUUCACCUGACAGUGUAACCGAUGCUAGGGCAACAGCUGCAUCAACAACAGACACUCCUCUCAGUGAAUUUUCUUCAAUUCCGCUUUCAUCUACACCUGAACUUCCAUCUGAAGAAAUGAGUUCCAUUGAUCAACAUUCCUCUCCUAGCAGUGCAUCCGAUAGAAUGUACCUCUCUGCUGAUGGCAAUAUUGCUGGAGAGACACUAACUUCAUGGAUUACGUCACAAGAAACGGAUGUUCUACACCAGUUAGACAGCUCUUCAAGUGACAGUUACUUUUCAUCAGAUUUAAAAUCAGUCUACUCAACUGCCUCAUGGAUAAGGAAUGUAACACACAUUCGAAAAAACAUCGAAACAGAAACUAACCAAUCAGUUUCCGCUACUGUAAAAGUUCCACUGAAUAAAGGUAACCUUGCAAUUGUAAUAAUCUAUAUGGAAAGUGAUAUUGUUGCUACCGGUCUUGGAAAUGAUGUGCAGUUAGAUGACACAACAAGUGAAGUUCUUCAAAGAUCUACGUAUCUUAUUAGUGGUUUGCUCUCAAUCAGUAUUUAUGGGACGAAUGACAGCAUAGAUACACACGUGGAAUUUAGCCUUCCAAUAAUAAAUAAAUCAUUGAACUAUGACGAAAAGCCCGUCUGUGGUUUUUAUGACACUGUAUCCAGCAAGUGGUCUAUAAGGGGAUGCGAAGUACUUAAUGUUUCAGAUGAGAUAGUUCAUUGUUUUUGUUCACAUCUUACAAGUUUUGCUGUGUUGGUGCAGAUAUCAAAUCACCAGUUGCCCCCAUAUCACGAAGUCUUAAUUUCUCGGAUUACAAUUAUUGGACUAAGCUUGUCGGUUGUGACUUUGAUAAUCAAUCUGCUGAUCUACAUGGUGUUAAGGCUUGACAAGAAGUCUAAGCGUCAUAAGAUCCAUAUUAACCUCAUCAUUUGUAUGAUUGGUGUCGACAUAAUUUUUCUCACCGCCAUUAACAAAACAGAGAAUAAGCUUUCAUGUAAGAUUGUGUCAAUGCUCUUGCAUUAUCUACUCCUCUGCAUGUUCAUGUGGAUGCUUGCGGAAGCAAUUUACCUUGUCGUCAAAGUGAUCAAGAACGCUCUUAACAAAUAUAAGUUGAAGCACUACAUACUGGUGUGUUACACAAUGCCAGCGUUCAUCGUUACUUUGGUAGCUGCAAUCAGAUACGACUGCUAUAUGACAGAAAACUUGUGCUGGCUCAGCAGACACUGUCGCUUAGCUCUUGUGAUUCCGGCCCUUGCAAUCACUGGGGUGAACAUAAUUGUACUGGGUAAAAUGAUUUAUGUGAUCUAUACACGGUCUGGAUCAAUGCUGAGGAAGCCACCCAAGAUUCAAAAGGAAUAUAAGCAGUUAAGGGCUGCUGUUAGAGGAAGCUUCGUACUUCUUCCUAUACUUGGUGUGACGUGGAUUCUGGGACCCUUCGCCGUUCGUUCAGAUAGUCUAUAUAUUGUUUACUUAUUUAAUAUCUUAAACUCAUUACAAGGAGUGUUCGUAUUUGUGGUUUGCUGCUUGCUGGACAAUGAGGUUAAGGAAGCUGGAAGAAAAUGGAUCGUAAGAAAUAUUAGAUGCAAGAAUAUGAUCAACCACUCUGCAAGACGCCAGCACAAUGUAUCAGCUUCAAUGGACUUUUACGGAGUGUAAAGUAGCUCAACAACUGAUCAAUCAGAACAGAGUCAGGAACACGCGCACGUCCUACAAACACACUACACGUGUUUACAUACGCUUAC
Messenger RNA from Anneissia japonica, 2747 nucleotides. Its product is annotated as adhesion G protein-coupled receptor E1-like. NCBI's taxonomy places the organism in Eukaryota, Metazoa, Echinodermata, Crinoidea, Comatulida, Comatulidae. The transcript is spliced from 22 exons. Gene Ontology annotation, molecular function: G protein-coupled receptor activity. The record is from RefSeq and is a predicted model, not a curated record. Gene Ontology annotation, biological process: adenylate cyclase-activating G protein-coupled receptor signaling pathway; cell surface receptor signaling pathway. Gene Ontology annotation, cellular component: membrane. The coding region runs from base 1 to 2661 and encodes 886 amino acids.